Messenger RNA from Amblyraja radiata (thorny skate), 1186 nucleotides. RefSeq names its product alkB homolog 2, alpha-ketoglutarate dependent dioxygenase (gene alkbh2). The transcript is spliced from 4 exons. Gene Ontology annotation, biological process: DNA alkylation repair. Gene Ontology annotation, molecular function: cytosine C-5 DNA demethylase activity; broad specificity oxidative DNA demethylase activity; ferrous iron binding. The record is from RefSeq and is a predicted model, not a curated record. Lineage: Eukaryota; Metazoa; Chordata; Chondrichthyes; Rajiformes; Rajidae. Bases 150 to 1052 code for a protein of 300 amino acids.
UUGCAGCGGGUCCUUGCACUUGUCCUCCAUGUUGCCGCUUUAAUUCUGCAAAGCAGUCAAAAUCCAACAGUGGGGAGAGAAAUAAGGCUGUAUGAUUGUCGUAACUACAUAGACACUGCUGCUGAAAUCUUCACCUGGGUGGAUGGAAGAUGCCCAAUGUGUCGAGUUCAUCCCUGGAGACAAUGGAUAAGUUUGUGGUGGUGGUCAGCGAUGAUGCGAAGAGCGCUGAAGGUUGGGGAGGGGGCCGGCGUGGGAUGGCGCAGCGAGCGGGCGCCGUCCCACGUCAGAGCGACGGGGAGGACGAGGACGAGAGACCCAGGAAGAAGAGGAAGGCAAAUGGCAGCCCCGGGAAGGAACGGCAGCAACCUCCCCCUCAGCCCCACGGGGACUGGUGGGAGAUGUCGCCCACCCCCUCCCCCUCCUGGAGGAACAUCCGAGCGGAGGGCCUCUCCUGCGACUACACCAGACUCUUCCCAACCUCCGAGGCCGACGCCAUCUUCUCGCAGUUGGAGGGGGAGCUGGAGUAUUUUUCAGGUGAUCUGACAAAGGUGCAGGUAUUUGGGAAGUGGCACAGCAUUCCCCGCCAACAGGUGACUUACGGAGACCCGGGCCUGACCUACAGGUACUCGGGGGUGACCCUGACCCCAAAGCCUUGGAUUCCUCUGCUGCUGAGGAUACGAGAGAGGGUCACACAGGUGACAGGGCACACGUUCAACUUUGUACUAGUCAACAGGUACAAGGACGGGAGAGACCAUAUUGGGGAGCAUCGAGAUGAUGAGCGGGAGCUGGCGCCAGGCAGCCCCAUUGCCUCCGUCUCAUUCGGCGCCUGCAGGGACUUCGUCUUGCGGCAUGGCGAUUCGCGGGGGAAGGGUGCCCAGCGGCGGCGGGGGGCGGUGGCCCCGGUGAAGCUGCCCCUGGCCCACGGCAGCUUGCUGGUGAUGAACUACCCCACCAACGUCUACUGGUACCACAGCCUGCCCGUCCGCAGAGCGGUGCUGACCCCUAGGGUCAACCUGACCUUCCGCCGGGUGCUGCCCUCGCUGGCGCCCUGAGCCCCCGGUUCACUCCGCGCCUUUGUGGCUCCGUCUUCGGUGUAAGGGCGGCGCAGCGGUAGAGUUGCUGCCUCGCAGCGCCAGGUUCGAUCCUGACCACGGGCGCUGUCUGUAUGGAGUUUGUACGUUCUCCC